GAAGGCCUGGGACCCCUGUGUCCAGAGGAAAUCAGAUCUUCAUCCAAAUUUGCCAUUGAAAAAUAAGAAAAUGAUGAGUGAUGCAAGUGAMAUGUUGGCUGCGGCACUAGAGCAAAUGGAUGGUAUUAUAGCAGGUUCUAAGGCCCUGGAAUAUUCCAAUGGGAUCUUCGAUUGCCAGUCUCCCACCUCUCCAUUCAUGGGAAGUUUGCGAGCUCUACACCUUGUAGAAGAUCUUCGUGGAUUGUUAGAGAUGAUGGAAACAGAUGAGAAGGAGGGCUUGAGAUGCCAGAUUCCCGAUUCUACAGCAGAAACACUUAUUGAGUGGCUUCAGAGUCAAAUGACAAACGGACACUUACCUGGGAAUGGAGAUGUAUAUCAAGAAAGGCUAGCUCGCUUAGAAAACGAUAAAGAAUCCCUUGUUCUUCAGGUCAGUGUGUUAACAGACCAGGUGGAGGCUCAGGGAGAGAAGAUUCGAGAUUUGGAGUUUUGUCUUGAAGAGCACAGAGAGAAACUGAAUGCCACAGAAGAAAUGCUGCAGCAGGAGCUUCUGAGUAGGACAUCCUUAGAAACUCAGAAGUUGGAUCUGAUGGCUGAAAUAUCCAACUUGAAGUUAAAACUGUCAGCUGUAGAGAAGGACAGACUGGAUUAUGAAGACAGGUUUCGAGACACAGAGGGACUAAUUCAGGAGAUCARUGAUUUAAGGUUAAAAGUCAGUGAAAUGGAUAGUGAAAGACUUCAAUAUGAAAAAAAGCUUAAGUCAACCAAAUCUUUAAUGGCCAAACUUUCUAGCAUGAAAAUCAAGGUGGGUCAGAUGCAGUAUGAAAAGCAGCGGAUGGAACAAAAAUGGGAGUCACUGAAGGAUGAACUGGCAUCUUUAAAAGAACAACUGGAAGAGAAGGAAUCUGAAGUAAAAAGGCUGCAAGAAAAGUUGGUUUGCAAGAUGAAAGGAGAAGGGGUUGAGAUUCUUGAUAGAGAUGAAACUUUUAAAAAGAAGCUCAAAGAAAAAAAUAUUGAAGUACAAAAGAUGAAAAAGGCUGUGGAAUCUUUAAUGGCAGCAAAUGAUGAAAAGGAUCGAAAAAUAGAAGAUCUCCGACAGUGCCUAAACAGGUAUAAGAAAAUGCAAGACACAGUGGUACUGGCCCAAGGUAAAAAAGGCAAAGAUGGUGAAUAUGAAGAUCUGCUCAAUUCCAGUUCCAUCUCUACUUUGUUGGAUGCACAGGGCUUUAGUGACAUAGAGAAAAGUCCAUCAUCUUCCCCAGUAAUGGGAUCUCCCAGUCGUGACCCAUUCAACACAAGUAUUCCAGAAGAGUUCCACACCAGCAUCUUGCAAGUUUCAGUCCCUUCAUUAUCGGCAGCAACUAUAGGAAUGGAAACUCCUGAAAAAACCAAGUUGCCUCUUAAACCAGAGACCUCAUUUGAAGAGAAUGAAGGAAAAGCAAUCCUUGGUGCUGCUAUUGAAACCCAGUUGUGUGAUGGUCUUUUAACUUCAAGUCUGCAAAAGUCCAGCAGCCUAGGCAGUCUGAAGAAGGAGACAAAAAAUGGGGAAAAGGAGUCUAUUCAGAAGCCUUCAGAGGAUAAAGCUUCAGGAGAAAGUAGCACAUUUGGGAGCCUCCCUUCCAAAGUUCCAGGACGAGAUGCCUCCAUGGAUGACAACCCCUUUGGCACUCGAAAAGCAAGAUCUUCCUUUGGCCGGGGCUUCUUUAAAAUCAAAAGUAACAAAAGGACAGCAAGUGCACCAAACUUGGAUCGUAAACGAAGUGCCAGUGCACCCACCUUAGCUGAAACAGAAAAGGAGACAGUGGAGCACCUAGAUCUGGCUGGGACAUCUUCUCAGGCCAGAGAUUCACAGGGAAACAGUCCUUUCCAGAUAUCUCCACCAUCUCCAGAUUCCAAAAAGAAAUCCAGAGGUAUCAUGAGACUCUUUGGAAAACUUAGGAGAAGUCAAUCGACUACAUUCAACCCAGAUGACAUGGCUGAGCCUGAAUUCAAAAGAGGAGGGACAAGGGCAACUGCAGGCCCCCGAUUGGGUUGGUCUCGAGAUUUGGGACAGUCUAACAGUGACUUGGAUACACCAUUUGCCAAAUGGACCAAGGAGCAAGUUUGUAAUUGGCUUGCAGAACAAGGUUUGGGAUCCUACCUGAAUUCUGGCAAGCACUGGAUUGCAUCUGGUCAAACACUUUUGCAGGCUUCUCAGCAAGAUCUAGAGAAGGAACUUGGAAUCAAGCAUUCACUUCAUCGAAAGAAACUCCAGCUGGCACUGCAAGCUCUAGGAUCCGAGGAAGAAACCAAUCAUGGGAAGCUGGAUUUCAACUGGGUCACUAGAUGGUUGGAUGAUAUUGGCCUCCCCCAGUAUAAGACCCAGUUUGAUGAAGGACGGGUGGAUGGUCGAAUGCUACAUUACAUGACAGUUGAUGACUUACUGUCUUUGAAGGUUGUGAGUGUGCUGCACCACCUCAGUAUCAAAAGAGCCAUUCAGGUCCUGAGGAUCAAUAACUUCGAACCAAACUGCCUACGAAGACGACCAUCUGAUGAGAAUAGCAUCACCCCAUCCGAGGUUCAGCAAUGGACCAAUCAUCGAGUGAUGGAGUGGCUGCGCUCUGUGGAUCUGGCAGAAUAUGCUCCCAAUCUCAGAGGCAGUGGUGUCCAUGGUGGGCUCAUGGUUCUAGAACCUCGUUUUAAUGUAGAAACAAUGGCACAGUUAUUAAAUAUUCCACCAAAUAAGACACUGUUGCGAAGACAUUUGGCCACUCAUUUUAAUCUCCUAAUCGGUGCUGAGGCCCAACAUCAGAAGCGAGAUGCCAUGGAGUUACCAGAUUAUGUACUUUUAACAGCUACUGCCAAAGUGAAGCCAAAGAAACUUACCUUCAGCAAUUUUGGGAAUCUGAGAAAAAAGAAACAGGAAGAUGGAGAAGAAUAUGUUUGUCCAAUGGAAUUGGGACAGGUAUCAGGAAGUGCCACUAAGAAGGGGUUUAAACCUGGUUUGGAUAUGCGCCUAUAUGAUGAAGAUGAUUUAGAUCGGUUAGAGCAGAUGGAAGAUUCAGAAGGGACAGUGAGACAAAUAGGGGCAUUCUCUGAAGGCAUCAACAAUCUCACACACAUGUUGAAGGAAGAUGACAUGUUUAAAGAUUUUGCUGCCCGCUCUCCCAGUGCCAGCAUUACAGACGAAGAUUCAAACGUUUGACCUGGAUGAGCAGUAGGAGCCCUUUGUCUUUUUUCCACUUUAUUUUUUAAAUACUUACAUUGUGUACUAUAAGCAACAGAUUGUAUAUUGUUUAUCAUUCCAACUUUUUCUCAUUUAGAAGUGGAAAUGGACAACAGGAGAAUUGUGCCUAUUCAGAA
Molecule: messenger RNA, 3339 nt
Organism: Urocitellus parryii (Arctic ground squirrel)
Lineage: Eukaryota; Metazoa; Chordata; Mammalia; Rodentia; Sciuridae
Source: RefSeq, a predicted model, not a curated record